This is a messenger RNA of Callithrix jacchus (white-tufted-ear marmoset), 1431 nucleotides long. The record is from RefSeq and is a predicted model, not a curated record. NCBI's taxonomy places the organism in Eukaryota, Metazoa, Chordata, Mammalia, Primates, Cebidae.
AUGUGCCAAGCAGUAAGAAAGCGAGGGCUGUUGUCCUGUUACCAGAGACUGGAAUUCAGGCCAAAAGACACUGAAACAAGACAAAGGAAGAUAAUGUCAGAGGAUGUGUUGAAAGCUGUAUCUUCCACUGCAAUUGCUGAGGUUGGGCAUGACAAUAAGGAAAUUCAGGAUGCUAUAGCUCUGAAGGGAGCGAUUCCUCCUCUGGUGGCUCUUUUUAAAGGGAAACGUAUUAGUGUCCAAAUGAAAGGUGCAAUGGCUGUGGAAUCACUGGCAAGUCACAAUCCUUUUAUAGAGAAAGCAUUUCUGGAAAAAUCAUUAACUAAAUAUCUUUUAAAACUCCUAAAGGCAUUUCAAAUGGAUGUUAAGGAACAAGGAGCCAUUGCACUUUGGGCCUUGGCAGGACAAACACUAAAACAACAAAAAUAUAUAGCAGAACAGAUUGGAUACAGCUUUAUAAUAAAUAUGCUUUUGUCACCCUCUGCUAAAAUGCAGUAUGUUGGAGGUGAAGCUAUCAUAGCUCUAAGUAAGGACAGCAGGAUGCAUCAAAAUCAAAUAUGUGAAGCAAAUGGAAUUGCACCAUUGGUUCAUUUACUAAGAAUUAGUAAGAUUGCUGAAGGCACACUUCUCAGCAUCAUCAGAGCAAUGGAAUCCAUUUAUACAGAAGAGUUUCUAAUGCUGCGGCACAUUCUUGAAGUCUCUGUAAUGAUCAUUUGUUUAUAUAACAUAGAAUUUCAUUGCAACGGAAUUGAUAUUUCGGGGUUCAUAAGAAAAUGUGGAACUCCUGUCAGCCAACAAUGUAUUGUAGAUGAAAAUGCCUUUCCAAUACUUAUCCAACUGCUAAAAAAUCACCCUUCUCCUAACAUUAAGGUUGAAGUGGCAUUUUCCUUGGCAUGCAUUGUCCUAGGGAAUGAUGUGUUACAGAAAGACUUACAUGAAAAUGAAGGAUUUGAGUAUGCUGAUGUUUUUCAUCUUCUUCACUCAACAGAAAAGGAUAUUUGCUUAAGAGCAGGGUACGCAUUAACCCUUUUUGCCUUCAAUAUUCGCUGUCAGCAAUACAUAAUAUUGGAAAGUGGAAUAAUGACCAUAUCUAUUUUUGAACCUUUUCUUGAAUCACCAAUUGAAACUGAGAAGGCAAUGGCAGCAUUUCAGAUUGUCGAAUGGGCUAAAGUCAUUAGAGAUGUGGACCAUAUUACUUUGUCUGCAAGAGGUGUUACUAUUUUAGUUGACAGUCUGUAUUCAGUUCAGACUUCUACUACUGUCUUGACAGGGAAUUUAAUAGCAAGCCUGGCUCAUUCUAGAGCUGGUAUCCCAGAAGCAUUUACCGCAUUAGGAACAGUCCAACAGCUCUGCUAUCACUUGUACCCAGGGACAGAAGAGGACCACAAUCAGUCCUUACUUGGAAUGUUGUCCUAUCAUGAAAAUCAGGGAUAG